AUGUGAGGCAUCUACUAUGACAGUGCUUUCUAACAGGAAGUGUGUGCAGCUUGUGGCUAUAUAAUGAGCUAGUGCAGCUCCUUGCAUCAGUCAAGUUUAUUAAGCAGCAAAAUUACAAGAUUUCAACAACUACACCUCAUAUAAGUCAUCAGCAGAGCCAUGAAUCAGAUUGACGCUGCAACCUUGCACCUGUGGACACAGUUCUCGGACCUCAGAAUGAGUCCGUCCACCUCCCCCCACUCCCGUCACAGCCUCAGCUCCUCACUCUCACACUCGCACUCCUCGACAUCUUCACCGAAAUCUCUCAGCCCCGACAUCACCGUCAUGGCUGAUCAAUCCAAUGUGGACGCUCUAACUGUGGAAGAGAUUGACCUAGAGCGUCGCUGUCUGGGUACCCUCACAGACUGUCUCCGCUCCAUAAUCUCGUAUGCCCAUUCCUCGUACAAAGUUCCUAUCUCGUUCCAGGUCAAACGAUUUGACCGGGCUCACGGGCAGGUGUGGGUCAAAGUGAGUCCAGAUGAGGUUCCCGAAGGAUUCGACCUCAAGUACCUGCUACAGCACAUUAAGUUUUACGAGAACAUUCCUCGCUAUGCAGAGCUUCUUGGAGUGGAAGACUACAAGCUGAGGAGCACCUGUCAGUUCUUCCUUGAUCUGCAGAGUAAAACUGCUAGCCAAAAGUCGGAGGUGAAUUUCGGUGAGAUUUCUCGAGUUCGUGACACCAUCUGUCGCUCGAUAAAGUGGGUACAAGAGAUGAUGAGCAUCGGUAUCAGCGAUCGUGAUGUUGUACAACAGUUGAAGGAGGGCGUGUACAGACUACGAGAGUUGACUGUAGCUGUGGAUAAAUUUCUGGCCUUCCAGCACAAUCAGAGCGAUGUCGUUCGAAUGACCAGCUCCUGGUUCCCUGAGAAACAGCGACAAGCUGCUCGUAGUAUUCACCAUCAAAUGCAACACCUUCUUCAAGAUCCCGAGGUGGUCAAGUACGUACUGAAUGUGGUCGGGCCUCGUCUUGGUUUGGUUCCGUUCCAGUUUACUCCCCCGACUCCUGGCCCCCUCCUCUCAUAAAGUGGAACUGUAGUAUUGUGUUAUGAACCUAACCCCCUUCCAACACAUCAUGUGCUGUGGUAUUUUUGUGAAAUAAUUUGCUUUCAGAUUUGUUGUGGAAUUAGUUAUAUAAUUAUACAGUAGUCACAUUAAUUACAGUUUGUUCAAUAGUCAGCAGGUAACCAUACAGCAGUAUCAUUCACGUUUCAUCUUGUUCAACCAUGUUGCAUCAGUUUAAAGUCUGUUUUUUGACACAUUAAUAUUGUCAUAAUUGUGUCAUUGUAACCUAGCUUGCAUUUAUUAUUUCGAGGAUAAAAUCAUUUUUUUGUGUUUAUUCUAAGCACCUGGGUUGUUUCUAUUCUGCUAUUGAAAGUGUGAUAAUGUUAUUGAAUUGUUAA
Molecule: messenger RNA, 1439 nt
Organism: Halichondria panicea
Lineage: Eukaryota; Metazoa; Porifera; Demospongiae; Suberitida; Halichondriidae
Exons: 2
Coding region: 160-1062 (300 amino acids)
Source: RefSeq, a predicted model, not a curated record